Molecule: messenger RNA, 1403 nt
Organism: Cantharellus anzutake
Lineage: Eukaryota; Fungi; Basidiomycota; Agaricomycetes; Cantharellales; Hydnaceae
Product: putative endoplasmic reticulum protein
Exons: 5
Coding region: 457-933 (158 amino acids)
Cellular component (GO): mitochondrion
Molecular function (GO): thiosulfate-cyanide sulfurtransferase activity
Source: RefSeq, a predicted model, not a curated record
GAUGGCUUCUCUGGGAGUGAUUGAUAGCCACUUGAACUCUCGCGGAGACCGAGCGCUUGCCCAGCACGGCCACUCCGAAUCGAGCGGUAGAGUCGAGGAACAGAGGCGGCGAUAAAGACGCCACUUAGUCCAACCCAGAAGGCAGUAAAACGGCGGCCAUAUAAUGGAUCGAUGAGAUAGGAGCUAUGAUGCAAGACUCAGUAGCCCAUCAACAGCGCCAAACUGACACUCUCACUUAGCCAAGGGUCCAUUGCCAUUCGGUGAUCCUGGAUUGUCUAGGGACAUGGUUGCUGCAAGGACGAGGCGCAGUUCAUUGCGUCCUUUUCUACAUCAAUCGUGUCCUGAGAACAUCGCACUGAUGAAAAAACUUUUUUACUUCGCAUCUGAGUCAUUCUAUUUAAGGAUGGUACAUCGGCACACACACAAUCGCCAAUCCCUGCGGCGACGUUGACUCAGAUGAUAAGCAGAAUCCCAGCCUCUGUUCAAGUCCUUAGAACACUUAAUGCGGCGGGUGUACGUGCUUCUGCGAGUUCACUGAGGGUAUCACAACUUCAUAGCUCUCCUCCGUCUCGUUUUACGGUCGUAAGCUAUGCCGAGUUGAAGCCGUUAACACAACAGCCUACCUUGGAUCGAAUUCUUAUCGAUGUGCGUGAGGUUAACGAAGUCCAGCAGGGGUCUAUACCCUCAGCUGUGAAUCUUCCACUUUCUGUACUGCCUCAGGCCAUGGAGCAGCACCCAGACGCGUUCCGCAACCAGCAUGGUUUCCAGCGACCCGAAAAGGGACAAGAAGUGAUCUUGUACUGUCGGAGUGGAGCCCGUAGCACUACAGCAGCAGAGCACUUGGAGAAAAUUGGAUACAAAAACGUUAAAAACUAUACCGGCUCAUGGUUAGAUUGGACUGCAAAGGAACAAGGAACGAAGAACGCGACGUAAUACCAUUAAUCAAUGCGCGGAAAGGGGGCUCAAUAACGAUGUUGUCUUCUCUUCUACCUACCCAUCUUGGCAUGUUGGUGUGUAAUUAUAGUUUCGAAGUAAUGCUGGGCAGGAAUUCGACGUCGAGAUGCGAGCUUGCUUGACUUCUAGUGUUGUUUACAAUCUUUUUUCGGUUUCGUGAAAUGUUGGUCGGAUUACCCCGUUUCGUCCCACUAGCCUGCCACGAAUGCGAGUGAUAAUGUCGAAGCCGGACCGGAGUAUUGUCUGAAGAUGUACUUUCUCUCAAAUGUGUUGCUACCGGGUGCGUACCACUGCAGGGUAAGGUAGUCCAUUAGGUGCAGGCAGCCUCUCUUUAACGGGAAGUGGUGAUGGCGGAUUUGUUUGAUUACCCCACGGCCUCGGUGCUACGUGGCAGAGCGGCUAUCGGAUCGUCAAUCCAUGGUGGUGGUGUCGGGGUUGUGGUCGUCGGG